This is a messenger RNA of Brienomyrus brachyistius, 3144 nucleotides long. Its product is annotated as free fatty acid receptor 2-like. Gene Ontology annotation, molecular function: G protein-coupled receptor activity. Gene Ontology annotation, biological process: cellular response to fatty acid; G protein-coupled receptor signaling pathway. Gene Ontology annotation, cellular component: plasma membrane. The transcript has 2 exons. The coding region runs from base 1270 to 2226 and encodes 318 amino acids. The record is from RefSeq and is a predicted model, not a curated record. NCBI's taxonomy places the organism in Eukaryota, Metazoa, Chordata, Actinopteri, Osteoglossiformes, Mormyridae.
UUCUCUGAGACCGAUCCAUGCCUUCACAAGGCAUUCAUGUAGUGUGUCACCAGUCAGCAGAUCCAGCAGCAUGGCUGAUAUUCAGCGCUUAGAACCUUAUGCCAUUUUUUAAAUUCUAAGCUGAACAGAUGGAAAAUUUUACAGAACUUUGUGAUUCUUAGCUCAUACAAAGCACUGAAACACCAUCAUCCAUUUAAAAGAUUGUAACUUUUUAGAGAAUUUGCAAAAUAAAUUACAACAUAUUGCUGAUUUAUAAUUUUUUUUUCCAGUUGGAUAAAUUGUUUCCAUUGAUAUUUGUCAUACCAAUGAACAAGCAAAGAGUCAAAUUGUUUAUUUAUUCUGUCAAGUACCCUAAUAAAUUUUGUAUUUUUCUUAAAUUGCAAGUUUCUUCAUAACUUUUUUAUUAUUUAUCAUCACAUUUCAAAAUGUAUUUUAGUAAGAGCAGAUACAAAUGUGAACUAAAGUACAAUAAAUAUACAGGUUUUGCAAAUGAAAGGAUUUAUGGAAUAACAUACAUGUAUAAAAUGUAACGUAAUUUUCAUCACCAGCCACUAGGGGUGAAAUUGAGAGCGUGGAUGUGAAAUGCAUAUAUGACCUUUGAUGCAAGAGCCCUGUAAAAUAUAUAACUGUGUACUGAGAGGCAGACAGUCAAAAGGGGCUUAUUUACAUCCUAUAGAUCUCCAUAUGCAUUUAUUCAUAUGUAAAUAUAUGCGCAAAAGCUUCUCAUCUGUCUUUCCCCGAGUGAUGUUUUAGUGACGCUUACUGUUUGUUCUAACGAACAAACACGUCGUGGAUCACAGAGAAGAAACCAAACAACCGGAGCCUUUCAAAGACCACCUUUUGCACCAGCUUUUGCGGGGGGGCACCAUGCCGCAGGCCCUUUUCAUGCACUUGUGGGGUUGACACACUCAGCUAUUACCAAACUGCACCAGACAACCAGCUAUAAUGAAUAAGAGGCCUCUACCUGUUUUCCCCUGUAGGUGUCCAACUUGGCUUCUUGAUUUACAGAUAGCUGUCUCUUUCUUCGCUUGUGUAUGAAGCCUUGCUUCCUGAAAUGAACGAUUAGCCUUUCAUGUUGACGUUUGAGCAAAUGCUCGCGUGAGCGUGACCUCUGGCGACAGUCUCUUGCGGGCAGUCGCCACUCAGUUUCGCUAGGUCUGUGGUGACUUUGUUGGACUAACUAGCCACAUUCGAAGGGUUAAGAGUGUUGCAUACCACCCAGUGGAAGGCAGGGAAGUUUCUGUAAUAAGAGGUUAUUGUCGCUCCAAGAUGACAGAAUACUGGAGUCAUGAGUUUUCACUGGCAGUCUACAUCAUCACCUUCGUGACGGGCCUGCCCGCCAACAUCCUGGCCUUCUACACCUUCACUCUGAAGGUGAAACAGAAGCCCACGCCCAUCGACAUCCUCCUCCUCAACCUGACAGUGUCCGACCUCAUCUUCCUCAUCUUCCUGCCAUGCAAAAUGAUAGAGGCGGCAGACGGCAUGCAUUGGAACAUGCCCUAUUUCCUAUGUCCGCUCUCUGGUUUUAUCUUCUACACCACCAUUUAUAACAGCACCUUCUUCCUCACGGCUGUUAGCGUGGAGCGCUACCUGGGCGUAGCGUUUCCCAUAAAGUACAAGCUGAACCGCCGGCCGCUCUAUGCCGUCAUAGCCAGCAUCUUCUUCUGGGUGGUGUCCAUGUCGCACAUCAGCAUCGUCUACAUCAUGCAUUACACCGGCACAAACAGCUCAGUCCCCAGAAACGUCUGCUACGAGGACUUCUCCAAGGAGCAGCUCAAGAUCCUCCUGCCCGUGCGUCUGGAGCUCUUCCUGGUUCUCUUCUGUAUCCCCUUCCUCAUCUGCAGCUUCUGCUACAUCAAGUUCAUCUACAUUCUGUCCAGGCUGCCUCACAUCAGCCCACACAGAAGACAGCGUGCCAUCGGGCUUGCGAUGGGAACACUGCUGGUCUUCAUGUUGUGUUUUGGCCCCUAUAAUGUGUCUCACGUGGUGGGCUUUGUUACCGGGGGGAGUCCCAAGUGGCGUGCGCAGGCUGUCCUCUUCAGCACCUUCAACGCCUGCCUGGACCCCAUCAUCUUCUACUGCUCCUCCUCCACGGUCAGGAAGAUGCUGAAUCGCAUCCUGAAGGAUCUGGUGGAAAGGCUGCACAUGAGGUGCUGCCAGUGCCCACAGUGGAGCUGCGUUGGGCCGGAGGAAAGCACCACCCAGAGCUCCAACGACACCACCUGAUUGGCUGGCGGUGUGCUUUGGGGAGCGGCUGGGGCUGAGGGCCCCACCCACAUGGACUGGUUCUCUAGGCUGGCCCCUGUGUUUCACAUCAUGCAUUUUUUUAAUGCUAAACGCCGGUAGUGAUGUGCAGAAAAACAUGCAGCCCCAUUCAUCUUGUCACAUCGAAAGAAGAGGUGCUGUUGAUCAUUUCUGGCUGCAUUAGUUCAUCGAUUAGUUCAUUAGUUCAUUCGUUGUUUUGCUUUAUUUGGUCGGUUUAUCCUGGAUGGUGCUUUGCAUGUGACUUCAUAUGCACGUCAUAUAUGUAUAUAUUUACAUGAAGUUGUAAAUAUGUUUAUAUAUUAUAAACAUAUAAUAUAUAUUGUGUUUAUAUGUGGAGUGGCAUUUUUCUCUAUUUAUGUCUAUAGAAUAUUGUCUUUUGUCUGGCAUUAGUAACAAGACUUUUAAUAUGCAUAUUUUUUUAUUAUACAGCAAAACCUUCUGCUAUAAGAAUGUAUACAUGGACAUUUCACUUGAUCCUAUACCAAUGUAGAUUUGCAACAUAAUUUUUAAAAACCUUGUCACAUGUGUUUUAGAGUACGUAGAUGAACACAGUGGUCUCAGCUCAGAAAAUUCACAGAAAUCUAUCUGAAGGAAUCAUGCCGGUGAAUAAUUCACUUAAGUUAACAGAGAAUUUUGGUAAUUUUUAGUAGCUGGUGUUUGUUUGAGGCCAUGAGUUCCUGUUGUAAUGCGCUGCUGUAACACUGUGGUAACGUGCAUCGGCUCGGUGGCUGAAAAGAUCAGACGGCCCAUUAUUCCUGAGCGAGUCUGAUGGAGUCUUUCCGAAUCAUACAUAAUGCUGAUCAAGUGCUGUAAAUCUCGGGAAAUGGGAAUAAAAUGUGGGAGAGUCGUCCUCAGUACAAUAAAGAGAUGAAGUCUAAA